Molecule: messenger RNA, 3081 nt
Organism: Fundulus heteroclitus (mummichog)
Lineage: Eukaryota; Metazoa; Chordata; Actinopteri; Cyprinodontiformes; Fundulidae
Product: coiled-coil domain-containing protein 149
Exons: 13
Coding region: 195-1856 (553 amino acids)
Source: RefSeq, a predicted model, not a curated record
GACCUUGGCGGAAGUGAUGCAGAGCACGUCCACCAUCAGCUAAUCCCACACUUUAAUGAUGCGAAACGUCUCUGGAUGUGGCCGAACUGACGCAGUGAUGCGAAGCUAGAACUCCGCUGGGGUUUUGUUUUGUUUUACUAAUUUUAUUUUAUUUUAUUUUUGGUCCGCUUUAUCCGGUUGUAUCGGGAGGCGACAUGGAUCCGUCCAGGAGGAGCGAAAGCGACUGGCAGGGUCUGCUUAAUGAGUUUCUGGUUUGUAAGCGAAAGCUGGAGAGUAAAAAAGAAGCUCUUCUGAUACUGUCUAAGGAGUUGGACACCUGUCAGCAGGAGAGGGAUCAGUACAAGCUGAUGGCCAACCAGCUCCGGGAGCGACACCAGGCGCUCAAGAAGAAGUACAGAGAGCUCAUCGACGGAGAUCUCACGCUGCCGCCCGACAAAAGGAACCAAGUGAACUUAGCUCAGCUGCUGAGAGACUCCAGAGAACGGAGCAGCCAGCUUUCCGAGGAGGCCAAGGAGCUCAAACAGCGACUGCUCGAAGCCCAGGGGGACAACAAGCUUCUGCGGAUGACCAUCACCAAGCAGAGGCUGGGGGACGAGGAGGUGGGAGCUCGCCAUUUUCCUGCACACGAGAGAGAAGAUCUGGUGAAACAGCUGGAGCAAGCGAGAGAACAGAACGAGGUGCUGAUGCACAGCGUGAAGUCGCUGACAGACGAGCUCCAGGAUGUCCGAGCGGAGCGGGACGUGUUUCAGCAGAAAGCUCACCGCCUCAACGUGGAAAUGAACCACAUCAUGGGGAACGAUGAGACUCGUUUCCUGGACAUAGACGGCCUCUGCAUGGAGAACAGGUACUUGCAUGAGCGGCUCAGCCAGCUUCAAGAAGAAGUCAGCCUGCUUAAAGCAAACCUGGUGAAGUACAAGAGUGCUCUGGAGAGCAGGAAGAACUCGAAAAUGAGCGGCAAACCCAACAGCAGCGCCCUGACUGGGGUUCUUUCUGCCAAACAAGUGAAGGAGCUGUUGCUGUCCGAGGAGAACGGCUGCAGCUUGCCGGUGACUCCCCAGUCCAUCUCGGACCUGAAGUCUCUGGCCACGGCUCUGCUGGAAACCAUCCACGAGAAGAACAUGGUCGUCCAGCACCAACGGCAAAUCAACAAGAUUCUUGGAAACCGAGUGGCAGAGCUGGAGAAGAAACUAAAAACUCUUGAGAUUUCUGGACUGUGGAGCCUUCCAGGCCUGACUUAUAAUGUAUCUCUGGGAGUGUUUGGAAGAGGAAAGGAUGCCAUCAUCCUGAACACUCAGCUACCUGAGCAAGUCGAAUCACUUGAUCCUCAACAGGAAGGUGUCAGUGUUUCUUCAGACAUCCCAAACCAAGUCUGUGCAACUCCAGCUGGGUCAGAUUCUCCAGAAGAUGCGCAGACAUCCACCAGCCUGGACACAUCCUAUGCUAACCCUUCAGAGCAGCUGCCAGAGGAAGAGCCACCAGGCCCUCAGGCAGAGGCAGCAAACAGCCAAGACUGCCAGAAAGAUGACAGAUCACAGACUGCAACAGAUUGCACUGCUUUAUUGUCGGAACACGAGUCUCUGGGUGACUCUGGUCCUAAAGAGGCCUGUCUGAGCGAACUCCACCCAUUGUCAGACCUCGGUCAGCUUUCAGAGAGAUCUGAACCAGUCACAAGAGACAAGUCAGAAGAAUGCAGCAGAGAGUUGGAAGAGGCUGAAAUGGGGCCUGCUGGGCACAAUAAAAUCUGUCUCAUUGACCAGCGGCAGGCAGAUAUCCAGUCAGACCAGGAAGAACAUGUAUGUAGCAGCGAGGAUGAACCGAGUCUUCCAGGAGAUGCUCUCUUGUCCCGAAGCGUUUAGGAAAAGAUCCUGUGGAUCUAAAUCAGGUUUCUUAACUUUGUCUGCUGUUCUUACUUUUGGUGAGCUUCUUAUUCCCAUCUUUUGCACAUCCUGGCUGCAGGACCUCUUAGCCAUCCAUCUGUGUGUCAUUACUGAGCGUCCUGUUUCAUAAUGCUGCUGUAACAGCGCCCACUGCUGGCUUUAGGCAUUUUAUUCCCCAUCUGUACAUGGGUAAAAGAGGAAAAAACUGAUAGCGAUGAAGGUCACAGAACAGAUUGGGCCAGCAGUUUUAUUUUUAAAAACGCUAUUGGUCUGAAAAUGUAAUUCACAGUGGAGAAAAAUGUAUCCGUGGUAUUAUAAUGAAAGCUCCUGCUUUUCACUUUAUUUAGGCGAUUCACUUCAGAGACAUUCUUUCUAUGUUCAAACAUAACCUCAAAAACCCUUUGUUUUUUGAUUGUUAAUUUUGUGAUCUAUUUAGGAGCAUGUUUUAUUUAAACUCAGUCUCUGAAACAAAGAGACAGUGCUGGCCAAAUUUGUGCACCCCUGGUGAAGAUAUCUUCAAAAAUGUCAUCUUUUGUUGCAGCAAUCUCUAAAAAUCCCAAAUACAAGUACAUUUAUUCAGUGAUUUUUAUCACUGGUGGCCUAUUAUUAGCAGCCCUUGCUGUCAAUACAGCCACCUUUCCUCAAUAGGACAGUUUCUAUUCCAAUUCACCCGGUUGGAGGAUACAGAAGUUGUUUGACGAUUCCUCUUAGCACAAUGUCUUUGGAUCAGACAGAGUCCUCGGUCCUCUUUAAUGGGAACCCCACAGUUUUCUAUAGGAUUUACAUCUGUGGACUGGGAUGGCCAGAAUGUGGCAAAGAAUGUUGUGUAGAAAGAAUUUAUUUUUUUAAAGGGGUCUUAAUGCCACAAGGCUCCCAGUGUCACGGGUUGUACACCAUACUAAGUGAGCACGAGGAGCUUCUCCAUCUUUUCAUUCUGUGGUUCAAACCAAACCCACCUGGAGUGUUUUAUGCCAAAAAGCUUAUUCAAGCUACUGCAAGUACAUGUAACUUCAUAACUGUACUUAAAGUAAAGGUUGGGGUUUUCCCAAAACUAUUUUUCUAGUGUCACAAUGGGUGCUAGGGAACUUGUUUCUGUAGUUAAGCAUUAUUUGGCCAUCUGCUGUUGUACAAUUGUGGCAUUUGAAGACUUUGAAACCAUUUACAAAACCACUUUAUGGCAAAAUAAAAACAUGUCCAUCAUUAC